Messenger RNA from Stomoxys calcitrans (stable fly), 1242 nucleotides. It is a transcript of the gene Gclm, whose product is annotated as glutamate--cysteine ligase regulatory subunit. Gene Ontology annotation, biological process: glutathione biosynthetic process. The coding region runs from base 192 to 1001 and encodes 269 amino acids. The transcript has a single exon. Gene Ontology annotation, cellular component: glutamate-cysteine ligase complex. NCBI's taxonomy places the organism in Eukaryota, Metazoa, Arthropoda, Insecta, Diptera, Muscidae. Gene Ontology annotation, molecular function: glutamate-cysteine ligase catalytic subunit binding; enzyme regulator activity. The record is from RefSeq and is a predicted model, not a curated record.
CACUGUCACAUUUUUGUGAAUGAGUUGCUCAGCGAUAGCCGAAGUAACUUCCUAUUUAUAUUUAUUUUUUUUUAAUAACGACGCCGUGAAAAAGAUACGUGCUAGCGCGAUAAAAGAUCGAUAUAAAUUUGAUAAAAGCAAGGGUAUUUACAUAGUAAAGCAACAGAAAGUCAAGUUCAACGAAAGUGAAGAUGUUAACUGAAAUUGCAAAGAAUCCCAAAUCGGAGAAGGUUCUAAUCAGCACAGGCAACAUUUUAAAUGUGGACAAUGGCACGCCAUUACGUACCACUGCCGAAGAAUUGUUGGACAGCUUAAAGCUGUGCAAUGAGUGCCAGGCUGCUGCUGCAGCUGUGGAGGGCAAAGAUGAUCCAUAUUCUCUGGCCGAAAGAGGUGACAACGAAGUUCAGGUCUUGAGGGCACAAAAAGAAUUACAAGAGAAAAUCUUAGAGAAUCAACGCAAUGAAAUAAGUAUUGGGGCAAAACUGUUUAUAAACAAAGCCAGCGGAGUGGGUGUUCAGGAGGCGGUAAAAGCUUUGAUGGCCAUAUUGAAAGUGGACUAUGUGGAUAAUUUGGUUGUGGCCUACCAUCCCCAAGACUCUGUCGCCAUGGAUAUGAAUAGCCUGAAGAAUUUAUGGAAUGUUCUGCAAGAGUUUGCGGAGAAGAAACAAAUCUGUCAACUGGGCAUAGCCGAUUUGGAUAGUGCCACUUUGCAGCAAUUAUGUGCUGAGGCUAGAAUUCAACCCACCAUAGCCCAAAUCAAUCUGGCUAAUUGCUGUGUGGUGCCGCCGGAACUAAAAGAGUAUUGUACACAACACGAUAUACAAUUGCUGACUCAUGGUGACCCUGAAAUUUUAAUAGCCGAUGACGAUUUUAUCAUUCCUCACUACACGGUGGAUUGGUCAAUGCGCUACCAAGUUCAUUUACGCUGUCGUGGCGUACUAACUGCCAGGGGCUACAUAUUGCAGGCCACCAGAAAGUCAGCCACUGCGCUGCACCAAUGAAUAAAGCGUUCCACUUACAACAAAUCCUGGCUUUGUCCAGCUACCAUUCAUCACCCCCUAUAUUGUACGAGAGGAAACCAAAUCUUUUUGUCUAGUUCAAAAGAUAACAAAAUCGUAAGCAAAGCAAACACUGCAUUUUCCCGCUAUGUCUAAACCAAUAGACACUGUGAAUUCCCCCUGAUGAGUAGGAAAAGGCGCUGGCAGGGGAUUUACUUUGUACUGCAUCACCAAUCAACAAAAA